This is a messenger RNA of Triticum aestivum (bread wheat), 2183 nucleotides long. RefSeq names its product peroxidase 70. Bases 59 to 1966 code for a protein of 635 amino acids. NCBI's taxonomy places the organism in Eukaryota, Viridiplantae, Streptophyta, Magnoliopsida, Poales, Poaceae. The record is from RefSeq and is a predicted model, not a curated record. The transcript has 6 exons. Gene Ontology annotation, molecular function: peroxidase activity; heme binding. Gene Ontology annotation, biological process: response to oxidative stress; hydrogen peroxide catabolic process.
UUGCAUAGAGCUUUCAUCUCAACAGGAUUAGUGCCUGCUUGCAUACGGAAGUACACUGAUGGCAAUGGCAAUGGCCUCUUCUCUGUCGGUGCUGUUGCUCCUGUGCCUGGCGGCACCGUCCUCGGCGCAGCUUUCGCCUAGGUUCUACGCUAGGUCGUGCCCGAGGGCGCAGGCCAUCAUCAGGAGGGGUGUGGCGGCCGCCGUGAGGAGUGAGCGCCGCAUGGGAGCGUCGCUGCUCCGGCUGCAUUUCCACGACUGCUUUGUCCAAGGCUGCGACGCGUCCAUACUGCUGAGCGACACGGCCACCUUCACCGGCGAGCAGGGGGCAGGUCCGAACGCCGGCUCCAUUCGAGGCAUGAACGUCAUCGACAACAUCAAGGCGCAGGUCGAGGCCGUGUGCACGCAGACUGUCUCCUGCGCCGACAUCCUCGCCGUCGCGGCCCGAGACUCAGUCGUCGCCCUGGGAGGGCCUUCGUGGACCGUUCCUCUGGGGAGGAGGGACUCGACGACGGCGAGCUUGUCGCUGGCCAACAGCGACCUGCCGCCGCCGUCCUUCGACGUGGCCAACCUCACUGCCAACUUUGCCGCCAAGGGGCUCAGCGUGACGGACAUGGUCGCCCUCUCUGGCGCGCACACCAUCGGGCAGGCGCAGUGCCAGAACUUCCGGGACAGGCUCUACAACGAGACCAACAUCGAUACGGCCUUCGCAACAUCUCUCAGGGCCAACUGCCCACGGCCGACCGGGUCCGGCGACAGCAGCCUGGCACCGCUGGACACGACGACGCCCAACGCGUUCGACAACGCAUACUACCGCAACCUGAUGUCACAGAAGGGGCUCCUGCACUCCGACCAGGUUCUGAUCAACGACGGACGCACCGCGGGACUUGUCCGGACAUACUCGUCGGCGUCGGCGCAGUUCAACAGGGACUUCAGGGCGGCCAUGGUGAGCAUGGGGAACAUCAGCCCGCUCACCGGGACGCAGGGGCAGGUCAGGCUCAGCUGCUCCAGGGUGAACCAAGAAGCCAUGGCCCAUUCGUCUCUAUCAACCGUGUUGCUCUUGUGCCUGGCCAUGGCGGCGUCGGCGCAGUUGUCGCCGACGUUCUACCAAACGUCGUGCCCGAACGCUCUGUCCACUAUCAAGGCCGCCGUGACGGCUGCCGUCAACAAGGAGAACCGCAUGGGCGCGUCGCUGCUCCGGCUGCACUUCCACGACUGCUUCGUCCAAGGUUGUGACGCGUCUGUUCUGCUGUCUGGCAUGGAACAAAACGCUUUCCCGAACGUGAUGUCGCUGCGAGGCUUCGAAGUCAUCGACAACAUCAAGGCAAAGCUCGAGACCAUGUGCAAGCAGACCGUCUCCUGCGCCGACAUCCUCACCGUCGCUGCCCGCGACUCUGUCGUCGCCUUAGGAGGGCCUUCGUGGACGGUUCCUCUUGGAAGGAGGGACUCCACCAAUGCAAACGAAGCCGCGGCAAACUCCGACCUACCUCCCCCAUUCUUCGACCUCGUUAACCUCACCCAAUCCUUCGGCGACAAAGGCUUCACCGUGACCGACAUGGUCGCCCUCUCGGGCGCCCACACCAUCGGGCAGGCUCAGUGCCAGAACUUCAGGGACAGACUCUACAACGAGACCAACAUCAACUCCGGCUUCGCGACGUCGCUCAAGGCCAACUGCCCCCAGCCGACUGGCUCCGGCGACCGCAACCUGGCCAAUCUGGACGUGUCGACCCCGUACUCCUUCGACAACGCCUACUACAGCAACCUCAAGUCCCAGAAGGGUCUCCUGCACUCCGACCAGGUGCUCUUCACCGGCACCGGCGGCGGCACCGACAACACGGUCAACAACUUCGCAAGCAACCCAGCGGCGUUCAGCAGCGCCUUCGCCUCAGCCAUGGUGAAGAUGGGGAACCUCAGCCCAUUGACUGGCUCUCAGGGGCAGGUCAGGCUCAGCUGCUCAAAGGUGAAUUAAUUGCUAAAAAAUGGUCAUAUAUGUGAGAUUAAUAAGGCUAGCAAUGGCCAUUAUACAACAUCCAAAGUGUACUUGGGCGCCCUUUCUUGGACCAUAAGCUUAUGAAAACAGGAGAUGUGUCAUACAUGUAUGUCAAGGGCCUCGUGCAAAGGCAUGAAGGUUUCCCUUGCGUCAGUUACUUGUUGACUUCUAUACUAUAUGAAUUAUUGCUGCUUCA